This is a messenger RNA of Penicillium coprophilum, 1683 nucleotides long. RefSeq names its product MDM34 family protein. Gene Ontology annotation, molecular function: lipid binding. Lineage: Eukaryota; Fungi; Ascomycota; Eurotiomycetes; Eurotiales; Aspergillaceae. Gene Ontology annotation, cellular component: ERMES complex. The record is from RefSeq and is a predicted model, not a curated record. Gene Ontology annotation, biological process: mitochondrion organization; phospholipid transport. The transcript has 2 exons. Bases 1 to 1683 code for a protein of 560 amino acids.
AUGGCGUUCAACUUCAACUGGUCGCCUUUGAUGGCGGACGCGAGUUUUUACACUCGCGCCCAAGAUCUGCUCACUGCCGCUCUUAAUAAAUCGCCAAAACCUCCAAUAAUCGUUGACGAUAUCCACGUCACUGAGUUGAACUUGGGCUCCAUCCCCCCAGAACUCGAGAUUUUGGAAAUCGGCGACUUGGCCGAAGAUCGCUUUCGUGGCAUAUUUAAGAUGUCCUAUACUGGUGACGCCUUUCUCACCUUGAAGACCCGAGUUCAGGCGAAUCCACUCAAUACCUUCCUCCUCACUCGACCAACCUUUGGCUCGCCAGUACCUCUUGCUGCAGCCACCCCGCUCACUAUACCUUUACAAAUCACCCUCUCCGACUUCAAACUCUCUGGAUUCGUCAUACUAGUUUUCUCAAAGCAAAAAGGAAUUACAGUCGUGUUUCGCAAUGAUCCGCUUGAGUCACUCAAGGUGUCCUCGACCUUCGAUUCGAUCCCCUUCGUGCGCGACUUCCUACAAAAAGAAAUCGAAGCCCAGCUUCGGAUAUUGUUCAUGGACGAGCUCCCGGCCAUUAUUCAUCGACUAUCGCUCCGGUUGUGGGUGCCAGAAUAUCGCACAGGGGAGGAAAUGAACGACGAGACCGAUAACACAGCCAAGUCAAGAAGCGAAGGCCCUGGCCAAGAUCCUCUAGCUAGCCCGCCUCAGGAUCCCGUUGAUUCCCUCGGAAAUGCAUUGAACGAGUCGGAAAUCGCAUCGCUCUCCCUCGAUUCAUCGGUCGAGACCCACUCCCUCUUCUCGCAAAAGAAUUUACUUCGCCUCGCCGCUCUGACAGAUUCACAACGUACGCUGUCUUUAUUCACUCCCUCGAUCCAGGAAGUCGUGUACCGAGCCUGGACCUCUCCAAUCGAUACCAGCGAAUUCCCUUCGAGUGUGAUCUCUCCACUGAGCCCGACCCUUUCGCGUACACACUCUCAGAUGGGAAGCAUGUCUUCCGUUCACGAAACCGCCAGCACGGUCUCAAUGCAAAGUCGACCAUCUAUGUCUAGCCAUUCAUUCAGUACGAGUAACUAUGGUCUGAGCCUGGGCGCUGGGCGUCAUUCCAAAGCUCACUCGAGGAAACGCAAGAAGCGUGUUGUGGAUUUGCGCCGCCCCAAGACCACCGAUGACGCCAUGAGCGUAAGCGAUGAAAGUGUCGUGACCGAGUCGUCCCGACCUCCCUCCAUCGUCUCCGCGCCUCUCCCUAUUGUGAAUGAGCCGUCAGAUGACCCAGUCACACCACCCUUGUCAGCUGAAGUCGACUCCCACUUGCCGAUUAUUCCCGAAAGGCAUUUGUCCAGCCUCUCCCGCCCAACACGUCAAGACCGGGACUUGUCAUACCACCAUGACACUAUCCGUGGAUCCAAAGCAGAGGAUGUCGACGGCACCCCUCGCGCUACUGUGCGCAGUUAUCCUCAGGAGAAGGCCGAGCCGGGAUCGUCAAGCAAUCAGCGCCCCGAGCUACCUGCGACUGUUCUCCCGUUCACCAAAGACGAAAGACUCAACAAUGAAAGCGUUGAUUCCGUUCUGGUUGAAAGACUGGCCGGUGAAAUUGCUCGUCGGAUGCGUGAGGACAAGCUUAUGACAAAUGCGUGCAGUGGCUUCUGGAGCCGUCAGCAUGAAGACAGUCCUCCCCCUGCUUAUGGGCACUGA